GAAUACGGGUGAGUUCAUGAUGUCAAGGUAUAGAGAAGUUGCUGAAAUUGUUCUCAGGUACCUAGAACACCGUGAUCGGCUUGUUCGCCUAAGCAUAACUUCAUUGCUGCCUCGUAUUGCUCAUUUUCUGCGUGAUCGAUUUGUGACAAACUAUUUAACGAUAUGCAUGAAUCAUAUUCUCACUGUUCUGCGAAUACCAGCUGAGCGUGCCAGUGGGUUCAUUGCCCUUGGGGAGAUGGCUGGUGCUUUGGAUGGAGAACUUGUCCAUUAUUUGCCGACAAUUAUGUCUCACUUACGUGAUGCGAUUGCUCCGCGUAGAGGUAGACCUUCACUUGAGGCUCUGGCUUGUGUUGGUAACAUUGCAAAAGCAAUGGGGCCUGCAAUGGAACCUCAUGUUCGGGGGCUUCUGGAUGUUAUGUUUUCUGCUGGCCUUUCUCCUGUACUUGUAGAGGCCCUGGAGCAAAUAACAAUUAGUAUUCCGUCUUUGCUGCCAACCAUACAAGAUCGCCUACUUGAUUGCAUUUCCUUAGUUCUUUCAAAAUCUCAUUAUUCUCAAGUGAAGCCCGCUGUCCCUUCUGUUCGGGGAAGUACAAUUAAUAUUGGAACCCAAAUAUCAGACCUUAAUGGUUCAGCUCUUGUGCAACUUGCUUUGCAGACUCUUGCUCGUUUCAAUUUCAGGGGCCACGAGCUUCUGGAGUUUGCAAGAGAAUCAAUUGUUGUAUAUUUGGAAGAUGAANNNNUCAAUUCUUUUUCUGGUCUAGCACCUACACAGUAUGGUUCUAGUAGGUCAAGCCGGACUGGGGGAAAGCGAAGGCGUCUAGUUGAGGAGCUUGUGGAAAAGCUUCUCAUUGCGGCUGUUGCAGAUGCUGAUGUUACUGUCCGUCAUUCUAUCUUUUCCUCAUUGCACGGGAAUAGAGGAUUUGAUGAUUUUCUAGCUCAGGCUGAUAGUUUGAGUGCUAUUUUUGCUGCUCUAAAUGAUGAGGAUUUAGAUGUCCGAGAAUAUGCUAUCUCAGUUGCUGGGAGACUGUCAGAAAAAAAUCCUGCCUAUGUGCUUCCAGCACUUCGUCGCCAUCUCAUACAGUUGCUAACAUAUCUGGAGCAGAGUGCAGAUAACAAAUGUAAAGAAGAGAGUGCAAAGUUACUUGGUUGUUUGAUUCGUAAUUGUGAACGAUUAAUACUCCCAUACGUUGCACCAAUACAUAAGGCACUCGUGGCUAGACUUCGUGAGGGUACUGGAGUUAAUGCCAACAAUGGCAUCAUCACUGGAGUUCUUGUAACCGUUGGAGACCUUGCCAGAGUGGGAGGGUUUGCAAUGAGGCAGUACAUUUCCGAACUCAUGCCUUUAAUAGUUGAAGCUUUGUUGGAUGGAGCAGCUGUUACGAAACGUGAAGUUGCCGUUGCACACUUGGUCAAGUAAUUUCAGAGCACUGGGGUAUGUGAUGGAUUUCUCAUGUAUGUGAUAACUCCGUAUAAUGAAUAUCCGCUGCUGCUUGGUUUACUCUUGAAAUUGUUGAAUGGUGAGUUGGUGUGGUCCACUAGACGCGAAGUGUUAAAGGUCCUUGGGAUUAUGGGUGCUCUGGAUCCCCAUUUGCAUAAGCGAAAUCAACAAAGUUUGUCAGGGUCACAUGGUGAAGUUACACGUGCCGCAAGUGAUUCUGGUCAACAUAUUCCAUCAAUGGAUGAGUUACCGAUGGACCUUUGGCCUUCAUUUGCUACAUCUGAGGAUUAUUAUUCCACGGUUGCUAUUAAUUCUCUCAUGAGAAUUCUUAGGGAUCCAUCACUAGCUAGUUACCACCAAAAAGUCGUUGGAUCUCUUAUGUUCAUAUUCAAGUCAAUGGGACUUGGUUGCGUUCCGUACUUACCCAAGGUUUUGCCUGACCUCUUUCAAACUGUUCGCACUUGUGAUGAUUAUCUAAAAGAUUUUAUAACAUGGAAGCUUGGAACUUUGGUCUCUAUCGUGCGUCAGGUAAUACAUACGUUUAGGUUCUUUUAGCCCCAUACCUGUUUU
Messenger RNA from Carica papaya (papaya), 2008 nucleotides. The record is from RefSeq and is a predicted model, not a curated record. Lineage: Eukaryota; Viridiplantae; Streptophyta; Magnoliopsida; Brassicales; Caricaceae.